Molecule: messenger RNA, 1842 nt
Organism: Anopheles cruzii
Lineage: Eukaryota; Metazoa; Arthropoda; Insecta; Diptera; Culicidae
Product: glutactin-like
Exons: 6
Coding region: 111-1766 (551 amino acids)
Source: RefSeq, a predicted model, not a curated record
UCCGGGCUCUUAUCUACGAUUGCGGCAUCGAAGACGAUCGAGAGUUUAAUUGUGUCCAUUCUUUCACGGUUCAUCUGUGGUUGAUCGUUAUAACUGAGCGCAGCGCAGCGAUGGCCGAAAGUGCUCCACUUGUGUCCUUGCUGGAGCUGGGAGCCCUCCGUGGCUCAACGAGCAAGAGUGCUUGGACGGGACGAAAGAUUUAUCAAUUUCUUGGGGUUCACUACGCUCAACCUACUGGCGGUGAGAAUCGAUUCAAGCCUCCGCGAAAAGUACUUCCGUGGCAGGGAGUGAAGGAUGCUACCCAACAUGGAUUGCCGUGCCCGCAGCUGAAGCUUAUCUCAUCGUUCGGUGGCAAAGCGUUGGCUCCCGAUCCCGAAGAUUGUUUGACCAUUUCGAUCUACAGCUCCGAUUUGGCCGCUCGCAGGCCGGUGAUGGUGUUCAUCCACGGCGGGGGCUUCCAUGAGGGUUGCGCCAAAAAUCAGACGGCAGAGUACCUUCUGGAACGGGACGUGGUCCUUGUUACUGCCCAGUAUCGGCUCGGCCCGCUCGGCUUUCUAUCGACCGGCACCGAAAAUAUUCCAGGCAACGCGGGACUGAUGGACCUGCACCUAGCCCUCGAGUGGGUUCAGGAGCAUAUCGAGCGCUUUGGCGGUGACCCACACAACAUUACACUUUUUGGCCAAUCGGCUGGUGCGGCUGCCAUUUCAGCGCUCAUCUACAGCCCAAAGGUGCCAGACGGGCUGUUCCACAAAGUAAUCCUCCAAUCGGCCGGUUCCAGUUCGCCGUGGGUUUGGGACACGAAUCCGGUCGCAAGUGCGCGCGAUAUUGCCGUCCGCGCCGGAUGUGCUGUGAAGGCCACACUGGAGGAGACAGAGCACUUCCUGCAAAGGGUGGACGUGUGGACGCUCUUGAGAAGCUUCAUCGAUAUAAAGACGGAGAAAACGUUUGCCGUGGGAUUGGAUCACGUCGGUGGGAACCGACUCGUGACGGGUGACUACCACGGAUUUCUCCCUUUGACACCGUGGGAGUGCAUGAAGGAACGAAAGUUUAGAAAACCAUUGCCAAUGAUGGCUGGCGUUACGAAGCACGAAGGAACCUUCCUUCUGACGACUGUAUACGAUUACUUCAAGCGCACCGGGCAGCUGGACGAUCCGGAUUUCGUGCGGUAUCAUCUCGUGGACGCGGUGAACAAGCUUCUCGGUGCCCACGAUACUACCGGAGCCCUCGGAGGCUACGAGAUGAGGACGCUUUUCACCGACCAUGAGCUGGCGAGCGGCAGCUUCGCCCAGUUGGCCGAUGGACUGAUUGAUCUUUCAGGGACCAUCCUUAUUAAAGCACCCUUACUGCGUGAGGCACAGGCCAAUGCCAGAGCAACCCCGAACGCCACGUAUCUGUAUUCGUUCGAUUACGUCGGUGAGCGAUCGCGGUUCGGAUAUGGGGUCGACACGUCGCACUAUCCGUUCGGUGGUGGAGUCCACCAUUCGGACGACAAACUGUAUCUUUUCCCGUACCCGUCCGAAUGUCCGGCUAAGCUCAACGAAAAGGACACUGAAAUGGCACGUUUGAUGGUCGAUCUGUGGACCUCGUUUGCGAUCGAUGGAGUGCCGAGCUCGGAUCGAUUGCCCUGCAAGUGGAACUCAAUGGAAGGAUACGCCGGCCCGUACUUACACAUCGAUAAUCCGCCAAGCGUUGGACAGAAUUACUACAACGAGUUUACGAUAGCGAGCGACGAAAAGCGGCGUCGAUCGAAAGAAUCCCCCGUUUAGUUUGGCCAUGUUUUUGGAAUGGUGCAGGAACUAUCAUCACACAUAUCAGCUUUCCGACCCGACGAAGGAGAGGAAC